This is a messenger RNA of Gaeumannomyces tritici R3-111a-1, 1497 nucleotides long. RefSeq lists its product as hypothetical. Lineage: Eukaryota; Fungi; Ascomycota; Sordariomycetes; Magnaporthales; Magnaporthaceae. The transcript has 5 exons. The record is from RefSeq and is a predicted model, not a curated record. Bases 1 to 1497 code for a protein of 498 amino acids.
AUGGAGGCAAGGGACUUAGCAUCCAUCUUCAACCAAACCAACCCGGUCCCCCGAGCCCUGGAACUCAUCGAUACUGCUGGGCUCGCCGAACCUUUCGACUCCCUGCUCACCUCUUUUGUCCAGAGUGCUGCGGUCAAUCGCGAUGCUGCCGAGUACAUCCUGCGGUCCUGUACCGACUGGUACGAUGAUGAGGUGCUCCGCAGGGAUCUCUACUGCCUGGUCUCGGACUGGCGCCAGAUUGUGGAAACAGUAUUUGUUCACGGCUCCCUGCCACCACCACCCGAUGAGAAGGCAGAGGCCGUCAUCAGGAAGCGAGACGCCGGCAGAUGCUGCAUCACAGGCAAGACCGGCUCCUACGGCGAUCCCCUGGUGAUUGUGCCCGUGAUCCCCAUCCCGCUCUUGUGGGAGACUCUGGUACAGCAGAACCCGCGCAUCGGACAGAUGCUAGAGGCAUUUUUCGGUGCCCAACUCACCAGCUGGUUUGAGUGGUACUUGAGAGGCACGCACUAUAUGAACCCCUAUCACACCCACUGGCUCGUCCGCAAGUCGGCAGCCGACGCCUUUGCCCAGGGAUUCCUGGCUCUGAAGAAAUGGCCGUUAUCCCAAGUCGAGUUUACUGUCGAGGACACUGACGUAUUCCCAAUGGAGUACCCGAUCGACAAGGUCGGCCCGGUCGCGCUGCUGGUUGACCACUCGCGUCAGGGUAGCCCAAAGGUAGACUGGAGGCUUCUGGUCACCCAGGAGAUGCUCUCUGAAAGCAUCCGGUGGCUCGCCAUAGCCCGAGAGCUUGAGCGGCGCCGGGCUCAAACUCCCACUGCGGCGCAGCACGGGACUGUAUUUGCAAGGUUGGACCUGGCCGCAAAGGCUGUCCGCCCCGUCGGAAGACUCCUAGGAGGAGCACUCCUGGCUCUGUGGCGCCUGGCCCCGACCAGACUGCGCGUCGUUGUCUACAAGCUCCUGGCUCUGUGGCGCCUGGCCCCGGCCGGACUGCGCGCCGCUGUCCUGGCUCUGUGGCGCCUGGCCCCGGCCAGACUGCGCGUCGUUGUCUACAAGCUCCUGGCGUCGGCGGGACGCUGGCUGUACGGAGAGGGACCUGCGCAGACCCAGAGGCUGCCAUUCGGGCUGUACCUCAAGAAGAACAAGAACGGGGAGGCUGCGCGCAACGAGUUCAACGCGCUCAAGAUCGACGCUCGCUGUGGCAAGCAAGGUCAUGUUGGAGAGGGACCGCCGGGCCUUCGCCCGCCAGAUGCAGGUGUACCUGCAGCAGCUCCGGGCCGUACCCAACACGGCCAACCAGCACGCCAUCUCCAACUCGCUCGGAGGGCCGAUCUUCGACCCCCGAAUCAAUGGCUCCCGUGCUCCCUUGGGCCCGUUCAGGGACGAGGCCGAGUUCAACAGGCUGGGCCUCGCGGUCGCCGACGACCCGGCCAGGGCCGGCCACGCGCCCACCUCACUGGUGGUCAAGGACCUGUUUCGCGGCGCCUUCCAGGGCAAUGA